AUGGGCCUUAAGCCCAACAAUCCUAGGUGGGAAAACCAGGACAACUAUGUGAUGAAGGAGGACCUAGGAGGCUUGGGGGUCCGCCUCUUCGUAGUGCUAGACGGCCAUGGGGAGUUGGGCCACCUCGUGAGUCGAAGAUGCUCAGCCAAACUCCCGAACCUGGUGGUAGAUUCGAACCUGUGUGUGGCAAGAGCUACCUUGAGGAUGGCUGACGAUCUCCGCAGCUGUCCGGUGGAUUGCGCCUCCAGCGGGGCAACGUGCGUGCUGACCACGAUACGCGACGGAAAGAUCUCCGUGGCAAACCUAGGGGACUCCAAGUGCGUGCUGGCGAGGCUGGUGAACGGCCAGGUGUGCGCGGUGCCGCUCUCUCACGACCACAAGCCGGACCGACCGGACGAGCGGCAGCGGAUACUUGCUAUAGGAGGGCAGGUGGGGUCUCGACAUCUCGUGGUGGGUUCGAAUCCGUCCGGCCCGAUCCGCAUCCCCAUGGGGCCGGCGAGAGUGUGGUAUCGCUGUCGGGGGGAGAUCAUGGGCCUGGCCAUGAGCCGAAGCUUGGGGGACGACAUCGCGCACCAGGCGGGAGUAUCCUCGGAGCCGGAGGUCAAGGAGCAUCAGAUUGACGCCAACGACCAGUUCCUGAUUCUGGCUACGGACGGGGUCUGGGAUGUGACGGAGAUCGGACAAGCUGUACAAAUCGUUCAGGGAUACGCAUCGCGUUGCCGAGGGAACUCGUGGGACCCGCAGGGAGCUGCGUCGCUCCUUGCGCACUCGGCGCGAAAGCGCUGGGAGGGGCUGUCGGCCGUGGUGGACGACAUCACCGCCCUGGUGGUUCGGCUCACCGUGCCGUGA
Molecule: messenger RNA, 849 nt
Organism: Ectocarpus siliculosus
Lineage: Eukaryota; Phaeophyceae; Ectocarpales; Ectocarpaceae
Source: the annotation of a GenBank genome assembly